AUGGCGGGUUCGAUGACUGAUGUCGCCAAAACGGGCGACAAAGGCCCAAAAAUGUUGGCGGUAAUGUGGACAAUGACAGCACUUGCCACGUUACUUGUUAUCGCUCGUUUAUGUGUCCGACAGCGAAUGCUACGCAACUUCGGGUUCGAUGACUGGUUGAUCGGAGCAUCUAUGAUCUUCGGGCUAAUUUUCGUUGCGACUGCGACAGUCUCCGUGACUUAUGGAUAUGGACAGCACAUGAGCAAUCUCGAUCCUAAGACCGUUGAGCCGGCCCUCAUGUGGAAUAUGAUCUCGUUCAUUUUCGGAAUUAUAUCCUUCGCAAUACCGAAGCUUGCGGUUGCGGCACUACUCCAUCGAAUCCUGAACCCAAGCUUCAUCCAACGUAUUAUAGUGUGGGGUCUUGUCAUUCUGGUCGCUAUCAUUGCCCUCGUCAACAUCCUGAUCUACGUUACCAUGUGCAAUCCGCCGCAGGCACUUUGGAAACCUUCGAUGAUACUAAAAGGGGGGGGCGACGUGUCGGGAUCUUUCUCCGCGUUCGUCGAUCUCUUCCUCGCUAUCUAUCCAGGCGUUGUUCUGUUCAAACUGCAAAUGUCAUUGCGCAAAAAGAUUGCAUUGACUGCUGCGCUUGGUCUGGGUUCAAUUGCGGCUGCAACUGCAAUGGUCAAAUGUGCUCAGAUCAAGGGUCUGGCUGACCAGACUGAUCCAACCUUUAGCACUGUACCUCUUGUGGUUUGGACAAAGCAAGCGAUUCCAUCUUCCACCAAUGUCGAAGCCAAUGUCGUUGUCAUUGCCGCCUGUAUACCGACAUUACAGCCGAUGCUUGAACUUAUUCUGAGAAAGUUGAAACUCGUUUCGACAUUUAAGGGUCACUCCAAGCCAUCAUCCUACGCACAACACAAGAUAUACGACAAUCAAUCCAGUUCUUGGGCUCACGCGUCGAAAAAGGAAAGAACUACUCCGUCGCGGAAGGAGAGUCAGGAAAGUAUCCUCAAUGACCUGGAGCAAUACCAGAUACGGCGCACGGAUGAAGUCCAUGUUGAAUAUGAGAUGCAGCAGCCGAAGGCAGCUUCGAAAUAA
Messenger RNA from Penicillium mononematosum, 1077 nucleotides. RefSeq lists its product as uncharacterized. The transcript is spliced from 6 exons. The record is from RefSeq and is a predicted model, not a curated record. Lineage: Eukaryota; Fungi; Ascomycota; Eurotiomycetes; Eurotiales; Aspergillaceae. Bases 1 to 1077 code for a protein of 358 amino acids.